AUGACUGAAGCCGCCAUCCACAAAGCUCCCUCCCGGGCCAGCCAGAAUCCCAUCGAGGAGCCUGAGGUACAGAAAUUCCAGGAGCUCGUCUCGAACGACAAUCAGGAUGGUGUUCGCAUCGCCGAGGCCGUCGCCCUGUCGUGGAGCAGGACUUCGCUGCUUGUCGUGUAUUGCUGGUACGCACAUACUCCCCCGCGAUGGACAAGUACGCUUCGCCAUUCUAACAAACAUACACAAAGCAUGUGGCUGCUGUAUUUCUGCAGAGCCAUGAUUGGAUCCCUCUCCGAUACUCUCACCCCGUUUGUGACGAGCGAUUUCCAGAGCCACUCGCUCAUGCCCGUCAUCAACGUCAUGACCAGCAUCCUGUCCGCGGCCACGUACAUGCCCAUUGCCAAGAUCCUCAACAUUUGGGACCGCACGUUUGGCUUCGCCGCCAUGAUGGCCCUGUCGACUCUGGGUCUGCUCCUCAUGGCCGCCAGCAGAAGCUUUGCUGUGUACACUGCUGCCAAUGUCUUUUACAACGUCGGGUUUACCGGCAUGAUCUUUGCCGUCGACAUCAUAACAGCCGACUUUUCCUCACUCAAGAUGCGCGCCUUUGCCUACGCCCUCACCUCGUCCCCGUACAUCAUCACCGCCUUUGGAGGCCCCAAGGCGGCCGAGACCAUCUACGAGAGCAACUGGCGAUGGGGCUUUGGCGCGUGGGCCAUAGUCCUGCCCGUCGUGUCGGCGCCCAUGAUGUACAUGCUGCAGCGCGGAAAGCGGCUGGCCAGGGCGAAUGGGCUGCUGAACCGCGAGCGCAGCAACCGUACCUGGACACAAGGCGUCAAAUACCACUUUAUCGAAUUCGACGUCAUCGGUGUCUUCUUACUCAGCGCCGGAUUCGUCCUCUUCCUCCUCCCGUUCACCAUCGCUGCCGAUUCCAAGGACCAGUGGCGCUCGGGCUACAUCAUCGCCAUGCUUGUUCUCGGCUUUGUCUUGAUCAUUGUCUUUACCAUGUGGGAGCGUUUUGGAGCGAGCGUUCCUGUCGUUCCUUGGGAGCUCCUCAAGUCGCCGUGCGUCAUGGGAGCCUGCCUCAUCGCCGCCACGUACCAGAUCUCGUACGCCUGCUGGAAUAGCUACUUUACCUCGUACUUGCAGGUUGUCUACGACAUCUCCAAGGCCAAAGCCGGAUAUAUCAACAACAUCUUCAACGUCGUGAGCGGCAUCGAGCUGUUCUUGGUCGGCAUCUUGAUUCGCUGGUCCGGACGCUACAAAUGGGUGUUCAUGUGGGGUGUUCCUCUCUACAUUCUCGGCGUCGGUCUGUUGAUCUACUUCCGCCAGCCAAAUCACAGCCUUGGAUACAUCAUCAUGUGCCAGAUCUUCAUGUCGCUUGGUGGUGGUGUCAUUAUUGGUGGGCAGCAGGUCUCUGUCGUCGCGACGGUGUUGCACGACCAAGUUGCCUCGGCCAUGGCUGUUUUGUCUCUGAUUGCCACCAUCGGCGGCGCCAUCGGGAACAGUAUUUCUGGCGCCAUCUGGACAAACACUCUACCGGGCAAGCUUCAACAGCUACUCCCAGAUUCCGUCAAGGACCAGUGGCGGGACAUUUACGACGACCUGGAUGUGCAGUUGAGCUAUGCGGUCGGCACUCCAGAGCGGGCAGCCAUCAUGGACGCCUACGCUGGGAGUCAAAAGUUGAUGCUCAUUGCCGGCACAUGCAUCAUGGGCUUGGCUCUUAUUUGGAUGAUGAUGCUGAAGAAUGUCGACCUCAGGAAGAUUGACCAAGUCAAGGGGUUGGUGCUGUAG
This is a messenger RNA of Cordyceps militaris CM01, 1782 nucleotides long. RefSeq names its product MFS siderophore transporter, putative. NCBI's taxonomy places the organism in Eukaryota, Fungi, Ascomycota, Sordariomycetes, Hypocreales, Cordycipitaceae. Gene Ontology annotation, molecular function: transmembrane transporter activity. The coding region runs from base 1 to 1782 and encodes 593 amino acids. The transcript is spliced from 3 exons. Gene Ontology annotation, biological process: transmembrane transport. The record is from RefSeq and is a predicted model, not a curated record.